AUGUUUGCACCACCUGGGGCGCCUGAUGUGCUGACGUUAGCCACAACAGCUUACAAAGUGUAUGAUAUGUACCGUGGUGCAAAAGGUCGAUUCAAAGAGAUUUCUGAUGCUAUCCGCUUACUCGAAAUCACGAUCAAGACAUUAGGAAAGAGACUUGAAAUGCAAGAUGAGAAUUUAAAGCCCACCCUCAAAUACGACGACCUAGGGCUGGAGGAGGUGGUGCAGCUUGGAACGGAAUUGUUGGAGGAUUUACAGAAAAAGGCCCCAGCAGGUUAUGUGCCUCAUGGUGUUUCUCGAUUCAAAUGGUCUCAAAGCGAGAUUGAUUCGAUUCGAUCUAGGAUUACUACGCUCUGUUCGACAAUUGCUGCCUUCAAUAGCAGUCUCUUUCUUCAAUAUAUCAGCUCCUCUGCUCCGGCAGGUUUGACUGAGCGACGGAUUAUCCACACACUAGAUGACAUUCUAGUUAGAGACCAGGGACUCAGUAGACGUGAUUCCAUUGCCUCUACAUUAAUCGAGGAAGGAGUUAAGAAUGAAGAGAACAUACAGAAGAGUGACCUGUGGCUGGAUCUGGUUCGUGAAAUGAAAAAUCAUGGGAUCUCGGAAAAUCAGGUCACUGAGCAUCGGGAAAUGAUUCUCCAAUGGGCUGCAAGUGCAGCUGCUGCCGGAAUACUUAACGACAAAUUUGAAAAGUAUCCUGCCGUGGAUGAAAACGACCUUGAAUCUUGGGAAGUGAUAUCAGCAGUAUAUGGAUUGGCAAAUGUGACGCCUAUAAUGCAACGCAUAUUUGAUGCUCAUAAAGGACAAAAAUCCUCUACUCUUCAUUUCACGGUGACGAACGAAACGUUCGGAGGUGACUCGUUCGAAUAUCAUGUCAAAGCACUGGCGAUGGCCUGGAGAAAGACUAUACGUCGUGGGCAUAAGAUAUUAUUCUCCUCACCGCAAAAAGUAUUUGCCCAAGAGGGAGAUGAUGUCGUUGUUGACUUUAAAACUCCAGUUUCUUAUCCUGAAUACAAUGAAGGAACAGCAGCCGAAGCUACCCAAAUUAUAAUUGCAAGCUGGCAUAAUCGUGAUGUUACUGACCGAAUAUCAACGCUUGUGAAGGAUAUGCAAACCUCUAUCCUGGCAACUGACAUCGAGCUCCUCACUAGAUACCCCUUUCCUGGAUACGCGAGGGUUCUGUCAGUGACAUGGGCUUAUGGUGAUACAUUUUCUUCAUCCCAAGUCCAUGUCAAUACAGUGCGUGAAGGUCGUCAGUUGGAUAUACCGCCGUAUCUGAAUAUUGUCGGCGCGAACUGGGGUGGAUUGGAUAUUACUGCUACGUUACAAACAAGGACAUCUCGAGAACAGACUCUCGACAUUGACACUGAAAAGGUCUAUAAAAUUGCUUCUCCUGAUCCGUGGCCGAAUUAUCCUAAGACGAUUUCACUUCUCUAUCAAUACGAUCAUAGUUCAUUAGAAUUACUCGUGGUCGGAGAAGCGGCCGGAAUAGUUACAGUCAGACCUUACGCAGCCACUCAUCGGAGUUCGAGGUGGACCCUAGACUUGACCCUUGGAGAGAAUACCAAGAUAUUGGCAAUUAUAUGGGGUCUACAACCUAUCCAACAAACACCCGGCCUCCAGAGAGCACUGCAGGAAAGAAAGAUUCCGUGCAAUAACGCUUUCUUUGGAGGCGAUGGGUGGGGUGGAGUAAAUAAGACUUGCCAGGUCUUUUUACGUCACAUUAGAACAAAUGAAGUAGCCUGUUUAGUUGGACGUGAGGGCUCCAUACUUGAUUUAAAGGUUCCAUGGGCGGAGACGAUGUGA
This is a messenger RNA of Talaromyces rugulosus, 1803 nucleotides long. RefSeq lists its product as uncharacterized. The transcript has a single exon. The record is from RefSeq and is a predicted model, not a curated record. The coding region runs from base 1 to 1803 and encodes 600 amino acids. NCBI's taxonomy places the organism in Eukaryota, Fungi, Ascomycota, Eurotiomycetes, Eurotiales, Trichocomaceae.